CCGAGGCAGGCAGUCCGCGAGCCCAGCCGCCGCUGUCGUCGCCAGUAGCAGCCUUCGCCAGCAGCGCCGCGGCGGAACCGGGCGCAGGGGAGCGAGCCCGGCCCCGCCAGCCCAGCCCAGCCCAGACCUACUCCCUCCCCACGCCAGGGCAGCCGCCGUUGCUCAGAGAGAAGGUGGAGGAAGAAAUCCAGCCCCUAGCACGCGCGCACCAUCAUGGACCAUUAUGAUUCUCAGCAAACCAACGAUUACAUGCAGCCAGAAGAGGACUGGGACCGGGACCUGCUCCUGGACCCGGCCUGGGAGAAGCAGCAGAGAAAGACAUUCACGGCAUGGUGUAACUCCCACCUCCGGAAGGCGGGGACGCAGAUUGAGAACAUCGAAGAGGACUUCCGGGAUGGCCUGAAGCUCAUGCUGCUGCUGGAGGUCAUCUCAGGUGAACGCUUGGCCAAGCCAGAGCGAGGCAAGAUGAGGGUGCACAAGAUCUCCAACGUCAACAAGGCCCUGGAUUUCAUAGCCAGCAAAGGUGUCAAACUGGUGUCCAUCGGAGCCGAAGAAAUCGUGGAUGGGAAUGUGAAGAUGACCCUGGGCAUGAUCUGGACCAUCAUCCUGCGCUUUGCCAUCCAGGACAUCUCCGUGGAAGAGACUUCAGCCAAGGAAGGGCUGCUCCUGUGGUGUCAAAGAAAGACGGCCCCUUACAAAAACGUCAACAUCCAGAACUUCCACAUAAGCUGGAAGGAUGGCCUCGGCUUCUGUGCCUUGAUCCACCGACACCGGCCCGAGCUGAUUGACUACGGGAAGCUGCGGAAGGAUGAUCCACUCACAAAUCUGAAUACAGCUUUUGAUGUGGCAGAGAAGUACCUGGACAUCCCCAAGAUGCUGGAUGCCGAAGACAUCGUUGGAACUGCCCGACCGGAUGAGAAAGCCAUCAUGACUUACGUGUCUAGCUUCUACCACGCCUUCUCUGGAGCCCAGAAGGCGGAGACAGCAGCCAAUCGCAUCUGCAAGGUGUUGGCCGUCAACCAGGAGAACGAGCAGCUUAUGGAAGACUACGAGAAGCUGGCCAGUGAUCUGUUGGAGUGGAUCCGCCGCACCAUCCCGUGGCUGGAGAACCGGGUGCCCGAGAACACCAUGCAUGCCAUGCAGCAGAAGCUGGAGGACUUCCGGGACUACCGGCGCCUGCACAAGCCGCCCAAGGUGCAGGAGAAGUGCCAGCUGGAGAUCAACUUCAACACGCUGCAGACCAAGCUGCGGCUCAGCAACCGGCCCGCCUUCAUGCCCUCUGAGGGCAGGAUGGUCUCGGACAUCAACAAUGCCUGGGGCUGCCUGGAGCAGGUGGAGAAGGGCUAUGAGGAGUGGUUGCUGAACGAGAUCCGGAGGCUGGAGCGACUGGACCACCUGGCAGAGAAGUUCCGGCAGAAGGCCUCCAUCCACGAGGCCUGGACUGACGGCAAAGAGGCCAUGCUGCGACAGAAGGACUAUGAGACGGCCACCCUCUCGGAGAUCAAGGCCCUGCUCAAGAAGCAUGAGGCCUUCGAGAGUGACCUGGCUGCCCACCAGGACCGCGUGGAGCAGAUUGCCGCCAUCGCACAGGAACUCAAUGAGCUGGACUAUUAUGACUCACCCAGUGUCAACGCCCGUUGCCAAAAGAUCUGUGACCAGUGGGACAAUCUGGGGGCCCUAACUCAGAAGCGAAGGGAAGCUCUGGAGAGGACCGAGAAACUGCUGGAGACCAUUGACCAGCUGUACUUGGAGUAUGCCAAGAGGGCCGCACCCUUCAACAACUGGAUGGAGGGGGCCAUGGAGGACCUGCAGGACACCUUCAUUGUGCACACCAUUGAGGAGAUCCAGGGACUGACCACAGCCCAUGAGCAGUUCAAGGCCACCCUCCCUGAUGCUGAUAAGGAGCGUCUGGCUAUCCUGGGCAUCCACAACGAGGUGUCCAAGAUUGUCCAGACCUACCACGUCAAUAUGGCGGGCACCAACCCCUACACAACCAUCACGCCUCAGGAGAUCAAUGGCAAAUGGGACCACGUGCGGCAGCUGGUGCCUCGGAGGGACCAAGCUCUGACGGAGGAGCACGCCCGACAGCAGCACAAUGAGAGGCUACGCAAGCAGUUUGGGGCACAGGCCAAUGUCAUCGGGCCCUGGAUCCAGACCAAGAUGGAGGAGAUUGGGAGGAUCUCCAUUGAGAUGCACGGGACCCUGGAGGACCAGCUCAGCCACCUGCGGCAGUAUGAGAAGAGCAUUGUCAACUACAAGCCAAAGAUUGAUCAGCUGGAGGGCGACCACCAGCUCAUCCAGGAGGCGCUCAUCUUCGACAACAAGCACACCAACUACACCAUGGAGCACAUCCGUGUGGGCUGGGAGCAGCUGCUCACCACCAUCGCCAGGACCAUCAACGAGGUGGAGAACCAGAUCCUGACCCGGGAUGCCAAGGGCAUUAGCCAGGAGCAGAUGAAUGAGUUCCGGGCCUCCUUCAACCACUUUGACCGGAAGAAGACAGGCAUGAUGGACACGGAUGAUUUCCGCGCCUGCCUGAUCUCCAUGGGUUACAACAUGGGAGAAGCAGAAUUUGCCCGCAUCAUGAGCAUUGUGGACCCCAACCGCCUGGGGGUAGUGACAUUCCAGGCCUUCAUUGACUUCAUGUCCCGCGAGACAGCCGAUACAGAUACAGCAGACCAAGUCAUGGCUUCCUUCAAGAUCCUGGCUGGGGACAAGUUCCAGCAGGGAGGCAUAAUGCAAACGGCACGCGCUGCCUUCACGCAGCCGGGCUUUGCGGCUGUGUUGGGCCACCCCGCUUUACGGCUGCUGGACUUUGCGGCCGCCCUGACCACUCUCUCCCCGCAGAACUACAUUACCGUGGACGAGCUGCGCCGCGAGCUGCCGCCUGACCAGGCCGAGUACUGCAUCGCGCGGAUGGCCCCCUACACCGGCCCCGACUCCGUGCCAGGUGCUCUGGACUACAUGUCCUUCUCCACGGCACUGUACGGCGAGAGUGACCUCUAAUCCACCCUGCCCGGCCGCCCUCGUCCCGUGCGCCGUGCCCUGCCUUGCACCUCCGCCGUCGCCCAUCUCCUGCCUAGGUUCGGUUUCAGCUCCCAGCCUCCACCGGGGCGAGCUGGGGCCCACGUGGCAUCGAGCCUCCCUGCCCGCGAAGUGACAGUUUACAAAAUUAUUUUCUGCAAAAAAGAAAAAAAAAAGUUACGUUAAAAACCAAAAAACUACAUAUUUUAUUAUAGAAAAAGUAUUUUUUUCUCCACCAAAUGGAAAAAAAGAGGAAAGAUUAACUAUUUGCACCGAAAUGUCUUGUUUUGUUGUGACAUAGGAAAAUAACCAAGCACAAAGUUAUCUUCCAUCCUUUUUACUGAUUUUUUUUUCUUCUAUCUGUUCCAUCUGCUGUAUUCAUUUCUCCAAUCUCAUGUCCACUUUGGUGUGGGAGUCGGGGUAGGGGGUACUCUUGUCAAAAGGCACAUUGGUGCAUGUGUGUUUGCUAGCUCACUUGUCCAUGAAAAUAUUUUAUGAUAUUAAAGAAAAUCUUUUGAAAUGGCUGUUUUUUAAGGAAGAGAAUUUAUGUGGCUUCUCAUUUUUAAAUCCCCAGAGGUGUGACUAGUCUCUUUAUCAGCACACACUUAAAAAAUUUUAAUAUUGUCUAUAAAAAAUAGGACAAACUUGGAGAAUAUGGACAACUUUGAUAUUGCUUGGCAAGAAUGGUAUUAAAACAACCACACUCCUA
This is a messenger RNA of Mandrillus leucophaeus (drill), 3733 nucleotides long. RefSeq names its product actinin, alpha 1 (gene ACTN1). Gene Ontology annotation, molecular function: actin filament binding; calcium ion binding. The transcript is spliced from 21 exons. Gene Ontology annotation, biological process: actin cytoskeleton organization; muscle cell development. The coding region runs from base 214 to 3006 and encodes 930 amino acids. Lineage: Eukaryota; Metazoa; Chordata; Mammalia; Primates; Cercopithecidae. The record is from RefSeq and is a predicted model, not a curated record. Gene Ontology annotation, cellular component: cell junction; stress fiber; cell projection.